CCCCGGUCCCGCCCCCAGCCUCGCUACGGCCCGCGAGCUCGCUGAGGCCCCGCCCCCCGUGGCCCGGCCCCGCCCCCGCUGCCCGCUGCAAAGUGAGUCCCACCGGCGGAGCUGGCCCGGGCGCUGUGCCCUCGCUCCGCUCUCUCCGCCCCCCCGCGCGGGCCGCGGGCUGCGCUGGGUCGCGGCGGGCCCCGCAGGCGGCCAUGGCGGCGGGCGCCGGGGCCAGGCCGGCGCCGCGCUGGGUGAAGGCGCUAGGCGAGCCGCUCAGCGCCGCGCAGCUGCGGCGGCUGGAGGAGCACCGCUACAGCGCGGUGGGAGAAUCGCUGUUCGAGCCGCCGCUGCAGCUUUACUGGACCUGGCUGCUCCAAUGGAUCCCGCUCUGGAUGGCCCCCAACACCAUCACCCUCAUCGGCCUCGCCAUCAACCUGGUCACCACACUAGUGCUCAUCUUCUACUGCCCUACGGUCACGGAGGAGGCACCAUACUGGACAUACCUUUUAUGUGCCCUGGGACUCUUUAUCUACCAGUCAUUGGAUGCCAUUGAUGGAAAACAAGCCAGAAGGACAAACUCUUGCUCUCCUUUAGGGGAAUUGUUUGAUCAUGGUUGUGACUCUCUUUCCACAGUAUUUAUGGCCAUUGGCGCUUCAAUUGCUGUCCGCCUAGGAACACAUCCUGACUGGCUGUUCUUCUGCUCCUUUGUUGGGAUGUUCAUGUUUUACUGUGCUCAUUGGCAGACUUACGUCUCAGGAGUAUUGAGAUUUGGAAGGGUAGAUGUAACUGAGAUCCAGGUAGCCUUAGUGAUCGUCUUUGUGUUGUCAACAUUUGGAGGAGCAACAAUGUGGGACUAUACGAUACCUAUCAUAGAAAUAAAACUGAAGAUCUUCCCGGUUCUUGGAGUUAUAGGUGGAUUAAUAUUUUCCUGUUCAAAUUAUUUCCAUGUGAUCCUUCAUGGUGGUGUUGGCAAGAAUGGAUCUACUAUUGCAGGUACCAGUGUCUUGUCACCUGGACUCCACAUAGGACUAAUUAUUAUACUGGCAAUAAUGAUCUAUAAAAAGUCUGCAACAAAUGUGUUUGAAAAACACCCUUGCCUUUAUACUUUAAUGUUUGGAUGUGUCUUUGCUAAAAUUGCACAAAAAUUGGUGAUAGCUCACAUGACGAAAAGUGAACUGUAUCUUCAAGACACUGUCUUUAUUGGUCCAGGUCUUUUAUUUUUAGACCAAUACUUUAAUAAUUUUAUAGAUGAAUAUGUUGUUCUAUGGAUAGCAAUGGUCAUUUCUUCAUUUGAUAUGAUGAUAUACUUUAGUUCUUUGUGCCUGCAAAUUUCAAGACACCUUCAUCUAAAUAUCUUCAAGACUUCAUGUCAACAAGCACCUGAACAGGUUCAAGUUCUUUCUUCAAAGACUCAUCAGAAUAACAUGGAUUGAAGAGACUUUCGAACAUUUGCCAUCUCUUGCUGCUGCUGUUUCAUGAAAGGAGAUAUGAAACAUGUUUAAUUUUUAGUUAAAUGUUAUAAAAAUUUCAGCAAAUAAAACAUUUCAGUGCCUCCAUUAAUCCAUAUUUUUGCAAUAUGAAAUAGAACUUACAGUUUCCAUCAUAACUUUUUUUUGCAACAUAGCCAUUUCUUUUUUAAGUUCACUUUGUGUGCCAAUAAACAGAUUAUCAUUAUUCUUCUCCACAUCUUCCAAAUUCUAAAACACAAAAACCCCACUUUAGUUAUAAACUUUAGAUUUUAACCAUAGGUUCUAAAUUAUAAAAUCUUCUAAAAGUAAAAAUACUUUCAUUAUUCAGAAAAUGUUCAUUAUUUAUCCCAACAUUCUAAGUAACUCAUAUAGACCGAAUUUCCCACUAUAAGCAAGUAAAUAUAUCACACAUUAAUCAAAUACAAUUAAAGUACACCGGUAAUAUCAUUGCCCAAAACAACAGUUUAAUGAACUAAGGUCAAGGUGAUAAAAAAAGAAAAUGGGGAAGGGAGCUAAACAAGACGGGAGAAUUGCAAAUUUGAGGGUAGUCUGGGCAAUGUAGGAUCUUGUCUCAAAAGAAUAAGAAAAUAAAAUCUAGAAAGACUACAAGGUUUAUCAGUAUAUAGAAUUUAAAAAAUUUCUAGUAAGUUUCUUAAGAGAUCUAGGUAUAAUCUACUUAUUGUGACUAAGAGUCAAUGUGACUUAAAUUCACAAAUGGGAAUAAAAUAUCUAUAGUAUAAAAUCAAGUUAAAAGAAAAGAAUUAUUAAAUUUUUUUAAAAUAUUACAUUUUCAUUCAUUUAGAAGACAACUGUGGGUACUGGGUUCUCUCCUUCUAGCAUAUGGGCCCCAUAGAUUGAACUCUGCCCCAGUAUUUUGUUUUUCAAGACAACGUCUCAUAAUACAGGCAAGCUCACCCGAAACUCUCUAAUCCUGUCUCAGGCUUAGAGGAAUCUGCCAUAACACCUAGCUAAAAAGUUUUUAAAAAUUUAGUACUCAUUCACCAAAUAUACGAUAUCCUAUUGCCUAUUAUAUAGAAAAUACUGUUCUGUGAAGAACUAAAAAAUAAUACAUGAGUGUUUUUUUACAAUCAGAAAAAUUAUGUAAACAACAUAAUUUUAUAAGAAUGGAAACACAACCCCGGUAACUAUCUGGUGGAACAUAUGAAUAAUUGCUGUUUAGCUAACAAAAAAAUACACUAUUUCAUUAAUUUAAAGGGACUUAAAAUCUUCUAGAGGAAUAGUAUAACCAAAGUAUGGAAAUACGUUAAGUCUGAAUUUAGAGAAAGCAAUUAUGUAGAGAGUUUGGAGUAAUGUACAUGUAUAGAUUGUACAACUAAAAAUUUAGAAGGGACAACUACAGGCAUAUUUUCAGGAAGGAGAUGUUUUAUUAAGAUUACAGGGCAGAGGCAAAGAAUGGAUUGAAGAAAAGAGAAAUCAGGUAAGAGUUUUAAUAGAACAAAGUGUGAUGAGAAAGUGAAAUAGUACAAGCAGAGAAUGAACAAAUGUAUUAAACAGCAGAAAUUAAAGAAACAAUGAACCACUGUAGAGGUAAGAAUUCCAGAAUUUAAUAACAAUAUAGAAGAUAAAAGGGAUAGAGAGCAGGCUUUAAUGCCAGCACUCAGGAGGCAGAGGCAGGCAGAUCUCUUAAGCUCAAGGCCAGCCUGGUCUACAGAGUAAGUUCCAGGACAGCCAGGGCUACACAGAGAAACCCUUCUCAAAAAAUAACAACAACAACAAAAAUAGAUAUGGAGGACUUAAAAUUAUACUGAAGUUUCUACCAAAAUGGUAACAUUUAGUGAUAGAAGAAAUCUUUUCAAGUACUUCCUCAAGUCAUACCAAUUAAAUUGUUCUUAAGGAACAUUAGAGCAAGCUGACAAGGUCUCUUGGAAAUAAUUAAAUAUUAACUUUUUUGUUCAUAUUUACCUAUAAAACUGCUUACUAUUAGGGAACAGUUUUCUAGUUUACAUAUAGGUCAAGAGAUAAUUCUCAACUUACAAAGUUUAAAUUUUCAACUGUGUUAAAUUUUGGGAUAACCCCUCUCAUAAGUUGGCAUAUAAAGUCAUUGUGGUCACUGGAAUAAUUCUAAAAGCUAAUAUGCCAGAAAAGACCUAUAUAAUACAUUUGAAAAUAAGGAAAUAAUUCCAUUUGGUGCUUCCUAUUGAAAAUACACUGGGAAUACAUGGAUAAAAGACUGCAGAAUAACUGCAGAUAAAAGAAAUAACUUAUAAAUUUUCUAUUUUCAGUUAAACAGCACAAUGGCUAAAAAGUGUUAUUUAAUGAAGUAUGGACUUAAUGAAUAAGAACUUUUUAAGGUAAAAUUGCUACUUUGCCAUUUCUUGUCCUGAAUAACAACCUUCUCAGGACAUUAGAAUUUUACAGACAUAUUUAUCACUUUGGUCACAAACAAUUCAAAAUAGAAAUUUUAAAAAUUAAAACACUUCCCAUGAAUUUGCAAAAAAAUAAUAAUAAUACUUAAAUUAUGGUUUAUAAGAACAUAUGUUAGGGGCAAGAGAUGGCUCAGUGGUUAAGAAUACUUGUUCUUAUAUAGAGGACUUAGGUUUGAUUCCCAGCACCUACAUGGCAGGUCACAACCAUUUAUAACUUUAAUUUUAAAGGAUCUACUGCCCUUUUCUGACCUCUGUGGGCAGUAGGCAUGUACAUGGUGUACAGACAUACAUAUAAAAACAUCCAUAUACACUAUUAAAAAAAAGAACAUAAGUUAGCUGGAUGUGGUGGCUCACACCUUUAACACCAGCACUUGGGAAGAAAAAGAAUCUCUCUGAAUUUGAAGCCAGCCUAGUCUACAUAGCAAGUUCCAGGCCAGCCAGGCAAUAUAGUGAGCCCUGUUUCAAACAAAAACAAAGGAGAUACACAAUAAAACAAAAACAUGUUACUAUGUAUAACUCACCUUUAUGAACUGCUCAUGUAUCUGUUUGAUUGCUUUCAUUCUCUGGCUCUGAACAAUUCUAGACUGCUGAAAAACCUUUUGUUGUUGUCGAAAAAGAUUCUAUAAACAUUAAAAAAAUGUAAUAAUGA
This is a messenger RNA of Arvicanthis niloticus (Nile rat), 4496 nucleotides long. The record is from RefSeq and is a predicted model, not a curated record. Lineage: Eukaryota; Metazoa; Chordata; Mammalia; Rodentia; Muridae.